Molecule: messenger RNA, 1315 nt
Organism: Salvia hispanica
Lineage: Eukaryota; Viridiplantae; Streptophyta; Magnoliopsida; Lamiales; Lamiaceae
Source: RefSeq, a predicted model, not a curated record
AUGGGAACAGCGGUGGCGGCGGCCGAGAUGUCGGAGUCUCUGCUACAGCAGGAUGAGGUCGAUUUGGAGGAGCCGAUUCUCGACUGGAAGGAGCAGAUUACGAUCAGAGGGCUGGUAGUGAGCGCCGUCUUGGGCGCUCUCUUCUGCAUAAUCAUGCACAAUCUCAGUCUGACGGUCGGGAUCGUCCCGUCGUUUAACAUCGCCGCCGGUUUGCUCGGCUUCUUCUCCAUCAAAUCGUGGACCAAAUUGGGAUUCUCGUCCAAGCCAUUCACCCGCCAAGAGAACACCGUUAUUCAAACUUGCGUCGUGGCUUGUUAUAGUUAUGCUGUUUCUGUUACUUUGAAAUUGACAGAUAGCAACACUUCCAAGCUGCUAUUGGAAGAAAAGAAACGUGAUGAAAUUUUCCUUAGAGACAAAAUACCACUUUGGGUUGCUGCUGCUGGAUAUGUUUGUUUGGUGGCAGUAUCUAUGUCUACAAUGCCACUGAUCUUUCCACCUCUGAAGUGGUAUUUAGUCCUUUGUUCAUACAUAAUUGCCCCAGCCCUUGCCUUCUGCAACUCAUAUGGUACCGGACUAACAGACUGGAGCCUGGCUUCCACAUACGGAAAAAUUGGUCUUUUCAUUAUUGCCUCAAUAGUGGGGAGCAAUGGUGGGGUUUUGGCUGGUUUGGCAGCUUGUGGGGUUAUGAUGUCCAUUGUCUCCACAGCUGCUGAUUUAAUGCAAGAUUUUAAAACUGGUUAUCUUACAAAGUCGUCAGCUAAGUCUAUGUUUGUGAGCCAAAUAGUAGGAACAGCUAUGGGCUGUGUGAUUGCUCCUCUCACAUUUUGGAUGUAUUGGACUGCCUUUGACAUUGGAUCGCCUGAUAGUACGUACAAAGCACCAUAUGCUGUUAUUUACAGGGAAAUGGCCAUUUUGGGGGUUGAGGGAUUCUCUGAACUUCCUCAGCAUUGUCUAGCCAUGUGUACUGCCUUCUUUGUGGCUGCCCUGGCUAUAAACCUUUUGAGAGAUCUAACCCCGAAAAACAUUUCCCAGUACAUUCCCAUCCCGAUUGCAAUGGCAGUGCCAUUUUACAUAGGAGCUUACUUUGCAAUCGACAUGUUUAUUGGUACUGUUAUAUUAUUCAUAUGGGAGCGCAUAAAUAGAAAGGAUGCUGAGGAUUAUGCAGGCGCCGUUGCCUCUGGCUUAAUCUGUGGUGAUGGGAUAUGGACAAUCGCUUCUGCUAUAUUCUCAAUCUUCAAGCUUGAUCCACCCAUCUGCAUGGACUUCAAGCCUUCUGGAAAUAGCUGAACAAGUAAGCUGUGUUUGUUUCAAAUCC